Coregonus clupeaformis (lake whitefish) is the source of this 2724-nucleotide messenger RNA. Its product is annotated as zinc finger protein 154. The record is from RefSeq and is a predicted model, not a curated record. The transcript has 2 exons. Bases 261 to 2189 code for a protein of 642 amino acids. Gene Ontology annotation, cellular component: nucleus. NCBI's taxonomy places the organism in Eukaryota, Metazoa, Chordata, Actinopteri, Salmoniformes, Salmonidae.
UUCAACAACACCAAGUCAGCCACGGAGAUGCAGCCUCUUCAGUAGCUUGCUAGCCAACAUAGCCGAAACAUUGGAGGUCUUUAGACGCUUUCUGUGUAUAUUUGCCUCUGUGUUUUAAACAAACUUCUUUCGUUUAUAGUAGCUAGAUACCCCAUUAAAUGGCAUAUUUACGUUGUUAAUCAGGUAGCUAGCUGGCUUGCUAAGUUAGCUUAGCACCAGUCUAGUUGUUAAUGCUAACUAGCUAGCUAAAAUCCCCAACCAUGAGCUCACUAAGAUACUCCCCCCCUGCUAAAGAAGAUGAGGACUGCUGGACAGAGAAAGAAUCUCUGGAGCUGAACAUUGUCGUAAAAGAAGAAGAUGAUGAUAUUACAGUAAAAGCAGAGGAAGAAGCUUUCAGAAUGGAAGAGGAGGCUAUCAGUAUCACAUUAAAAGAAGAGGAGGAUGUUACAGUGAAAGAAGAGAAAGAACCUUUUGGAGUGAAAGAGGAAGAGGGGGUGGAGGCUGUCAUAGUGGAAGAGGAGGAGGUAGAAGCUUUCAGAAUUAAAAAGGAGAAAGAGGGGGCUAUCACAUUGAAAGAAAAAGAGGAAGAUGUUCUAGUGAAAGAAGAGAAAGAACCUUUAGGAUUGAAAGAGGACGAGGGGCUGGAGGCUGUCAUAGUGGAAGAGGAGGAGGUAGAAGCUUUCAGAAUUAGAAAGGAGAAAGAGGGGGCUAUCACAUUGAAAGAAAAAGAGGAGGGUGUUCCAGUGAAAGAAGAGAAAGAACCUUUAAGAGUGAAAGAAGAAGAGGGGGUGGAGGCUGUCAUAGUGGAAGAGGAGGAGGUAGAAGCUUUCAGAAUUAAAAAUGAGAAAGAGGGGGAUAUCACAUUGAAAGAAAAAGAAGAGGAUGUUCUAGUGAAAGAAGAGAAAGAACCUUUAAGAGUGAAAGAAGAAGAGGGGGUGGAGCCUGUCAUAGUGGAAGAGGAGGAGGUAGAAGCUUUCAGAAUUAAAAAGGAGAAAGAGGGGGCUAUCACAUUGAAAGAAAAAGAGGUGGAUGUUCUAGUGAAAGAAGAGAAAGAACAUUUAGGAGUGAAAGCAGGAGAGGGGGCUAUCUUAAGAAAAGAGGAAGAAGACGUUUUGGGAGUGAAAGACGUGGAAGGAGAGGAGACUGAAGAUCUGAUUAACACCAGAGAGAGACCAGACUCUCACUCUGACAGCGGGAAGAGUCCUUCAGGGGAACCAGACCAAGAGACACCCAAACCAGCGAGACGACGUCAAUGCUUCCAGUGCGGAAAGAGUUUUACCUGGAUAGGAAGCCUGAAAAGGCAUGAAAGAAUACACACAGCAGGGAGGAAGACCUACCACUGCUCUCAGUGUGGAAAAAGUUUUACUCAGUUAGUGAGCCUGAAAAUACACAAGAGAAUACAUACAGGAGAGAAGCCUUUCCAAUGUUCCCACUGUGGAAAGAGUUAUACCCGGAUAGGGAGCCUGAAAAGGCAUGAAGGAAUACACACAGCAGGGAGGAAGACCUACCACUGCUCUCAGUGUGGAAAGAGUUUUACUGAGUUAUGGAGCCUCAAAAAACAUGAGAGAAUACAUACAGGAGAGAAGCCUUUCCUAUGUUCCCAGUGUGGAAAGAGUUUUACCCAGAUAGGGAGCCUAAAAGUGCACGAGAGGACACACACAGGAGUACAGCCUUUCCAGUGUUCCCACUGUGAAAAGAGUUAUACCCGUUUAGGGAGCCUGAAAAUGCAUGAAGGAAUACACACAGGAGAAAUGGCCUACCACUGCUCCCAGUGUGGAAAGAGAUUUGUACGAUCACAUGACCUAAAAUCACAUGAGAGGACACACACAGGAGAAAAGCCUUACCACUGCUCUCAAUGUGGAAGGACAUUUACCAUUUUAGGGAACCUGAAAAGGCACGAAGGAAUACACACAGGAGAAAAGCCCUACCAAUGCUCCCAGUGUGGAAAGAGAUUUUUACAAUCACAGGACCUAAAAUCGCAUGGGAGGACACACACAGGAGAAAAGCCCUACCACUGCUCCCACUGUGGAAAGAGUUUUACUCAGUUAGGGAGCCUAAAAAUACAUAAGAGAAUACACUCUGGAGAGAAGACAUACCACUGCUCUCAUUGUGAAAAGACAUUUUCCCGGUCAGAGGACCUGAAAUCACAUGAGAGAAUAGAGAGGCUGUGUUCUGACUUAUGUUUUUGACUGAGAAUUUGCAUUUUUGUUUAGGCCACAUUAAAUCAUAUGGUUUAUAUGAAAUCAUAUUGUUUUUUAAUCUCUAGACAUGAUCAUGUCUAAAAUCAGAUUAAAUAUUUUAAAUGUGUAUUUUGUUUUAACCCUUCGAUGUUGUCAUUAUAUUAUUUGGAUAUUGCAAAAUGUAAAUGGUUAUAUACAGUAGAUGGAGUUUUGCAUUUAUUGAUUCUAACUUUGAAAACUAAUUUGAUUUGGAUAUUGCUAAAUGAAUUUGAUUGGAUAUAUGAAUUGGAUAUUACAAAAUGAAUUUGAUUAUAUGAUUUGGAUAUUGCAAAAUGUAAAGUAUUAAAUGGAUGAAUAAAAUGUGCAUUUCUAGAUUCUAAACUUGAAACCUCUUGAAUUUACUUGUUUUGUUUCAUUUAGUUAAUUUGUGUACUAGUCGUCAAGCUAAAGUUUUAUGAAAAUGUGUUGAGGUUGUUCUGAGAUGAUAAUUUUAUUGACAAGUUGUUGACAUGAAAAACAUUCACUACCUCAUGAAAUUUCCCAU